CACGUCGCAGGCCGGAGGCCAGGGCAGCUCAGCCUCACCAGGAGCCUCCGCGGGGAGGGACAGCCAAAGGACUCUGCAGCAGGAUGAAGCUUCUCGUGGGCAUCCUAUUGUGCUCCCUGGUCCUGGGCGUCAGCAGCCAGAGAUGGUUGACAUUCCUAAAGGAAGCGGGUCAAGGGACUAGAGACAUGUGGAGAGCCUACUCUGACAUGAGAGAAGCCAACUACAAAAAUUCAGACAAAUACUUCCAUGCCAGGGGGAACUAUGAUGCCGCACAGAGGGGCCCUGGGGGCGCCUGGGCUGCUAAAGUGAUCAGUGACGCCAGAGAGAAAUCUCAGAGAAUCACAGAUCUUUUUAAGUUUGGAGACAGUGGCCAUGGAAUAGAGGACUCGAAGGCUGACCAGGCUGCCAACGAAUGGGGCCGGAGUGGCAAAGACCCCAACCACUUCCGACCUGCUGGCCUGCCUGACAAGUACUGAGCUUCAUUUCAGUUCUGUCCUCAGGAGCCAGUCUAUGAGCCCCCUAAAGGCAAGAACACUUGUUGAGUUAGAGUUGCUGAAUUCUGUAUUCUUUCUACUCAAUAGUUUAGAAGGAGCACAUAAAAAUGUUUAAUAAAUGCUUGCAAAAUUCGA
Nyctereutes procyonoides (raccoon dog) is the source of this 629-nucleotide messenger RNA. Its product is annotated as serum amyloid A protein-like. The transcript has 4 exons. The record is from RefSeq and is a predicted model, not a curated record. Lineage: Eukaryota; Metazoa; Chordata; Mammalia; Carnivora; Canidae. Gene Ontology annotation, cellular component: extracellular region. Bases 84 to 476 code for a protein of 130 amino acids.